GAGUGUCGGUCGGCAGCAAGGUCAUUGGACUUGGAGGCGAGACGACGAUGGGCGGGAAGAAGAUCAACAAGCAGCAGGACAAGCUGGCCAAGGCCAGCGCUUCCUCGAGCGCCCGCGCGGGCCAGCUCCUCUCUGGCGCGGCCUCGUCGGGCUUUAUCGGCUUUGGGGCCUUUGCGGCUGCGGCCGCGCCGGCGCCAGCGACCUUGGCGUCCGCCGAAGAUACGAGUUUGGCUGCCUCGACCACCUUCUCGUUUUAUGAUGGCGCGGACGGCGACUUGGCGCUUGCGCUCAAGAUGCUCGGGAAGCGCGAUGCGCUCACGAAGACCAAGGCGCUCUUGAACUUGAAGGACGUGAUCGUGCCGAGCCGCAAGCCACUCGAGCUGCGGCCAGCGAUCGGCCACUACUGCUACCUCUACGGGAAGCUCAUGGCCGAGAACGACCGGCGCGUGCGCCAGCUCUCGAACGAAGUGCUCUUGAGCAUGCUCGAGAAGAUGAAGAAGGCGACAGUCUUCCACAACCAUAUUGCACUGCUCUUACCCUCCUGGUACGUCCUCGCCAUGCAUGACAACCACGUCGAGACGUCGCGCCUUGCCAUGCGCGCGUUCCAGCUCCUCUUCCCGACGCUUCUCGACCAGCAAAGUGUGCUCUCGACCCACAUGGAGCUCCUCACGACGACGAUCCGCACGUACCUCGCCGCCAAGGUCGACGACCUCAGCGACCGCGACAUGUACAGCGCCGACGAGGCCGAAGAGCGCUACGAACGCAUCCUCACGUCGGCGCUCCUGAGUCUCGGCAAGCUCGUCGAAACGAUGGCGCCGUCGUCGUCGCACCUCGAGCCCGACGGCCACCUGCACCACUUGCUCACAUCGCAGGCGCUGUCUCGGCAAACCACCGCGGCUGGGAAGAGCCCAACGUUCUCGCGGGCCUGCGUUCGGCUCGGCGCGUACAAGGCGCUCACGUCAGUGCUCAUGCACACGGCGAUCGCGCUGGACGCCAAGGUGGUGCUCAGCACGUUCCAAGAAAAAGUCGCCAGCAACCACGAUGCCAUGUGGACUCUCGUGCUCUCGUUCGUGCAACGUUCGCCGAGUCUUCCGUGGGCGUCCCUCCAUAGUGCAAUUGUCCCCCGCCUGCUCUCGCUGCUCAAGCACGGCUUUUACGGCUCGGGCGCCGGCUCGUACCCGAACGUCCUACCGCUUCUCGCGUCCAUGCCGCUGCCUCUCGCGUCCAGCGUCUACCCGCAGCUGCUCUCGGCGCUCUGGAAGGGCCUCGAGACGCCCCACGUCGUGCAGAUUGAGAGCGACGUCGUCACGUCGUUUCUCGAGUGUCUUGGCGCGAUGGCCACCAUCUUCUUGUCGCUGCCGUCCUCGGACGAAUUUGUCUCGGCCUUUGAUCCGCCGGCGUAUGUGCAGAUGACGUUCGGGCCUGUGCUCACGAGCGUCCUCCCGGCCGUGCUGCGGUCGUCCAUCUCGGACCGCGCCUUCGCUGCCUUUUCGAAGCACGUCUUUGCGCUUGUCCCACGCGUGACGAGCUUCCGCGACGGCCGAAGGACGCUGCUAAGCGCCGCCGACGAGCUCCAAGGCCGCUGGCUGCACAAGGUCAUUGCCGUCCAAGACGCCUUUGUGACGCUCUUUCAUACUACGCUGCAUGUCGCAUGCGUCGAGAUGGUCGUGACGCACGUCGCGUCGACCGCCUUCUUGCCCGAGCGGCUCAUCGGGCUUUUGGCCCACGCCCGCACUACGUACCACAAGCAGUCGGACUCUGACUUGGUCGCGACGUAUCUGGACCCGCUCGUCAAGGCCGUGUACGCUGGCAUCCUCGAGAGCAUCGACGUGGCGCACCCGCUCUCACGGCAGUUUUUGCUGCUCGCGCAGCUCCUCGAUGUCUUUGGCCUUGACCACGCAAGCGCCGACCCCGCGACGCAGUAUACGUCGGUGCUUGCCCCGGCGCUGCCGCAGUUGCAGCCGCCCACGGACUUUUUCAAGCUCUUUUGGCACUACGUGCAAGCGCUUCCGGACCAGCGCUCGGCCAUGUGGGACGAUCUCACGCGCCGCAUGGACAUGAUGGACGACCCGCUCUCGGCGGCGAUCGCGGUGCGGUCGCUUGCGCUCAAGUCGGCCGACGCGUCGCUGGCCGAGUGGACAGACGGCGUCGCGUCGCCUGCGUCGCUCUGGGGCGUGCUCUGGACGAGUGCGUGGUUUGAUAGGCACGUGAACGCCCUCUUGAUUGAUGGUGCGAUGCGGCGCUGGACGUCGGUCGAGACGCUCUUCCUGGCGUCGUGCUGGGCCGACGCUGGCGUCCCCGUCGUCUCGAAAAAGACACUGGACGCGGCCGUCCUCUUUUGCGACAAGCUGCACGACGCGAUGCCGGAGAACGUGCUCUCGCUGCUCGAGUCGCUCCUCCCGCAUGUCGAACGCAGCGACAAGGCCAUCGACCUCGUCUUGCACGUGGUGCGCGCGAUGGACGCGGCGAAUCCGACCACCGCCCACAGCGCGCAGUGCCUCUGGAACGAGCGCCUCUGCCCGCGCGUCCGGUCGUUUUGGCCGAUGGCGCAAAAGACGCUGCUGCAGACGAAAUGGGCGGCGGCGCUCAACGCCGGGUUUGCGACCGAGGACGCGGCGGUGUGGGCGGCAUUUGCGAGCGCCUACUUGCAUCUGGACGACGUGUGCGGGACGACCAAGUCGACGCUGCUAUCGACACUCGCACCGCUCGCGACGCCGUCGUACCGACAGCUCGAGGUGUUUGCCGAGCUCUGCCACGUCGACCACGGCGCGCUCGUCCGUGGCAACGACUGCUUUACGAACGUGGAUACGCUGCUGCAGCUUGUGUACCUCGACGUUGGCUUUGCGCUCACGUGGUUUACGGUCGACAGCACGCACGUGGCGCCGCGCGAGAUGCUGGAAAGCAGCGUCUCGAGCAGCUGGCUCGACGCGUACGUGCUCCUCGGCCCGCUCUACGAAGCGCCGGUCGUGCCACUGCUGCUAACAAAAGCGCUCGCGCUCACCGAGGAGGCGGCGGCGCCAUGGCUCCACGUCGUGCUCACGACCCACAUUGACAACCCCGCGCUCAAGAGCAGCGUCGUGCUCGGCCACGGAACGGCGCCCGACAGCGCGCUCCUCCAUUCGACGCUGGUGCAGCUCUUGGUCGACGCGCUGCCGUCGUCGCAAGUCGCGUCGAUCGUCACGAAGGACCUUUUGAACCAGUACCCGGCGCACGCCUCGAUCUUGCUUCGCCGGCUCGGCUCCGCGACGGACGUCUUGGCCGAUGCCGUCGCCGCCCUGGACGAAGCGCCGAUCGAGGCGCUGUCGACGCACGGUGCGUCCUUUGUCGCUUUGCUCAACUCGGCACCGAACGAUGUCGACGUCGAUGCGCUGCUGGCAAAAUGGACGCGGUUGCUCUCGACCAAUGGCCUGCGUCGCCCGCUCGCGAUCGACGAGUGGACGCUGUUGUGCCAGGUUGCAACGUCCGUCUUGUCGUCGCGGCCGACCGCGCUUCGCCUGGCGAUGCAGCUGCUGCAGAGUGCCUUCUCGGCCAAGCAAGAUCAGUCCGACGUCGUUGGCUUCAAGAUGCAAUCGGCGGACGCAAGUGCGACGAUCCUCCGCCUCCGGUCGACGCUGCUCCAGCUCGUCUCGGCCGUCGCCAGCACAGGACGCGACCACAUGGACCUCGAGCUCGCACGGCACCACCGCGACGCGGUCCUUGCGACGUCGUUGCAGGCCGUCGCGGGUGGCCUCGCGACGCGUGCGCGCGUCCAAACGAGCUUUGUGCACUGCAACGACCUUGGCGCGUGCAUCGACUUGGUCCAUGACGCAAUUGCGGCCGACACGGCGGUCGCCAACGGUCUUCUGACGCUCGGUGACGUCAUCGCGUUCGUCGACCUUCCCGGUGACGCGGUGGCCGCCACGAUUCUCAAUGUCUUUAACGGCCGCGACGUGCUCUGGACCGCGCUCACCACGUCGGUCUCGCACCCGGUGCUCAAGGGCGCUGUCUAUUCGCUGCUGCGCUUGACCAACUUGGCGGUCCUCGCCGAUGCUGAGGCGACCGGUGUGAACCUGGAAGCCGACGACGAAGCCGCGACCGAAGCUGCGAUCACGGCGCUGCUCAUCACGCCGGGCUUAGCGACCGCGCUCCAAACGAUUUCGACGACGCCGAUGAGUGCGACCGAGUCGUUGGCGCAAUUUUUGCUCUGGGACUUGUACCUGCGCAUGUUUCCCGAGACGCCGAGCCCGCUGCUCACGUCGGCGCUGGGCGCGUACGUGCGUCCGCAGCUCUCGUCGCUUCUGCUGUCGUGCGGCGACCACAUCAAGUCGAUUGCGUUGUCCGAGCGCCAUCUCGAGUCGGCGUUUCCGUCGCUGGCGACCGCCGCGACCGACUUCUCGGACCGCUUGUCGCCACUCGCGGCCGCGCUCUUCUAUCGCACGGUGGUCAAACUGCCGACCAUGGUCCGGCUCUGGUGGAACGACGAGUGCAGUCGCAGCGCGCGGUCGUGGGUCGCCAGAUUCUGCGAAGAGAAUGUCUCGCCGCUGCUGCUCCAGGAAGAAAUCACGGCCAUCCACGCCUCGUCCGAGAAGGACCUCUGGGACCCCGAGGAGAUGACGGUCCGCGGCAGCAAAGUGUCGCGUGAGAUCAUCACGUCGUACAUCAAGGACGAGUGCUCGCUCGAGAUGGUCAUUCGCGUGCCAGCGUCGUACCCGCUCCGGUCGGUCGAGGUCGAGUGCACCAAGCGCAUUGGCAUAUCCGAAGAGCGCUGGCGGCGCUGGGUGCUGCAGAUCAUCAAGGUCACGUCGUCCCAGGACGGCUCGCUUCUCGAUGCGGUCUUGCUCUGGAAGACAAACGUCGACCGCGAGUUUGACGGCGUCGACCCGUGCCCCAUCUGCUACUCGAUCCUGAACCCCAAGACGAUGGGCUUGCCCAACUUGCCGUGCAAGACGUGCAACAACAAGUACCACAACUCGUGUCUCUACAAGUGGUUCAACCAGUCGAGCAAGAACAAGUGUCCGAUCUGCCAGCAGCCCUUUUGUUAAUUCGACUAAGAAGACAAUAUAUACACCAGAUGCAAUUCAA
Molecule: messenger RNA, 5061 nt
Organism: Saprolegnia diclina VS20
Lineage: Eukaryota; Oomycota; Saprolegniomycetes; Saprolegniales; Saprolegniaceae
Exons: 4
Coding region: 48-5021 (1657 amino acids)
Biological process (GO): rescue of stalled cytosolic ribosome; ribosome-associated ubiquitin-dependent protein catabolic process
Cellular component (GO): RQC complex; cytosol
Molecular function (GO): zinc ion binding; ribosomal large subunit binding; ubiquitin protein ligase activity
Source: RefSeq, a predicted model, not a curated record